UAUAGUUUCUGAAAUUAAGAAAAAGGAACGAAAAAAAUAGAUGGCCUUCUCAAUAGGUGCUACUACUACGAGUAGCAGAAGCAUGAACAAUGGCGUGACCACAGUGGAUUGCCACAAACAAGUUCGAUCAUGGAGGCUCCUACGUUACCUGGUGGCACUCCUUAUCCCAACAUGUAACUGCAUUGAACAAAAAGAAGAAAAGUUUGAGCACAAGAAAAUCAUGAGCAACAUCACAGGCACAAUUUUCGGUUACCGGAAGGGGAAGGUAAGUUUCUGCAUCCAAUCGAAGUCGAACUCAUCGGAACCGAUUCUCCUUCUUGAAUUGGCGGUUCCAACGACGAUCUUGGCGAAGGAAAUGCGAGGAGGAACGCUGAGAAUAGUUCUUGAGAGUAGUUGCAGUUAUAACAAGAAUCUGUUUUCGACGCCGCUUUGGACGAUGUAUUGCAAUGGAAGGAAAGUUGGUUACGCCGUUAAUCGAAGACCGUUGAAUUCUGAUAUGGAAGCGUUAAGGUUGAUGCGUUCUGUUUCAGUUGGAACUGGCGUUAUAAAUAAUGAACAAGAUAAUGAGCUUAUGUAUCUAAGAGCAUCGUUUCAAAGGGUUCGUGGAACUUCAAAUUCUGAAUCUUUUCAUUUGAUUGAUCCAGAGGGGUGCAUUGGACAGGAGCUAAGUAUCUUCUUUUUUCGCUCACCCACAUGAU
Messenger RNA from Arachis ipaensis, 698 nucleotides. Its product is annotated as protein MIZU-KUSSEI 1-like. The record is from RefSeq and is a predicted model, not a curated record. Lineage: Eukaryota; Viridiplantae; Streptophyta; Magnoliopsida; Fabales; Fabaceae. Gene Ontology annotation, biological process: hydrotropism.